Molecule: messenger RNA, 658 nt
Organism: Eucalyptus grandis
Lineage: Eukaryota; Viridiplantae; Streptophyta; Magnoliopsida; Myrtales; Myrtaceae
Product: bet1-like protein At1g29060
Exons: 4
Coding region: 158-568 (136 amino acids)
Source: RefSeq, a predicted model, not a curated record
AGCGUCCGCACCAAAAAAUCUUCACCGGAAUUCCAAAUCCCCUCUGCGAGCCUCACCGAAAUCGCGUGAAUCCUGAAACAUCAGCAGCCGCUCGUUCCAUCCUAGUUUUUUUUUUCCUUAUCCUCGCCCCGUGUCAGCUUCAAGUUUUCGGGCUUUGAUGGCGGGAAGUUCCGGCCAUGGCGGUCCGCUCCAUGGCAGAGCUGUUCCCUUCCGAUCGCACCAGGGCCUAAUGCGGAGAGCGGCAGUGGCGGCUCGGCCAGAUGAAAUCCUGCUGCAGAUCGAUCCGGUGGAUGGUGGAUUGGAUCACGAGGUCGUCGGUGGUCUCGGCAGGCAAGUCCACCAAUUGAGAGACGUAGCCCAGGAGAUAGACAGAGAGGGGAAGUUCCAGAAUAACAUGCUCAAUCAGCUGCAAUUGAUUCUGAUCAAAGCUCGAGCAGGUGUGAAGAACAAUGGCAGGAGACUGAACGAGAGCAUUGUCCAGCAUGGCUCAAACAAUGUCAUCCACAUCAUCGUCUUUGCAAUGAUUUGUUUCUUCCUGGUCUACCUCUGGUACAAAAUAUCUGGAUGAUGAGGAGUUGGCACUUUGCUUCAACGCUACGUUAGACGUAUUCCCUAGAUUCAGAUUGCUCUAGAUGUAAUUGUACAGACAUACAUAGGA